AAAAAAUAUAUCAUCGAAUUUUUGUUUUCCUCAAUUUUUCGCAAUUUUUAAAUAGAAAUAAGUUUAAAUCAAAAUCAAAAUCAUUCAAAAUGAUGAACAAAGACGUUGAACUUACCCACAAACUAAGAAAAACUUCUGAAAAAAUAUCUGAAAACAUUCAUAUCGUCGCCAAUGAUCCUUCAUUGGCAUUCUUUCGGAUUCAAGAACAUGUCCGUAAAGUUCUUCCACCCAUCAUCGAGAAAAGAGCAGAAGUUAUUCAAUUGCAAAACGAUUUACAAGGUCAUUGCUAUGACAUGGAAUAUGCAGUGAGUGCUGUUGAAGGAAUCGAUAAGUCCGAUGCAAUAUUCAAGAAUAUCCAAGAUAUGCUGAAAACAUCGAUAUUCCUCAAACAACAACUCAAAUACGAGGAGACUAAAAGUCGAACCAAACGAGAAUCAAGUCAAAAUUCGGUUUACAAACGAUUUUCGGCUCACUUGACCUUAGAUCUGAACGAUUUGCCUGAUUUCUCGGGAGUCAUGAGAGAAACUACAAAUAGAGUUGAGAAUAUGAUGUCGAAUAGAUCGAGUGCUCCGGUGGACACUAAUCCCAUGGAACUACAAAGAUCUCACACCACGCUUCAUUGACGCGCUAUUGCGGCAUAGAAAUAAGAAGUGACAUAGUUAGUCGUUAAUAAUUUUAUUGAAUAUUUUAAGUUUCUUUGUUUUCCUUAUUUUUUAAGAAUAAAAAAGCCACUUGUUGAAAGUGGAAGUCGGAAUUUAGUUGA
This is a messenger RNA of Eupeodes corollae, 763 nucleotides long. Its product is annotated as BLOC-1-related complex subunit 8 homolog. The transcript is spliced from 3 exons. The record is from RefSeq and is a predicted model, not a curated record. Gene Ontology annotation, cellular component: BORC complex. Lineage: Eukaryota; Metazoa; Arthropoda; Insecta; Diptera; Syrphidae. The coding region runs from base 90 to 623 and encodes 177 amino acids.